CAGUGGGACAGGCGUUGCCGGGUUGCAGGUCCCGCCAGUGCAAGCGCAACGGAGGUCGAAGGCGUUCAGACUCUUAGCUGAACGCGGAGCUGCGACGGCUAUGCUGUGGAGCGGCUGCCGGCGUCUCGGGGCGCGCCUCGGCUGCCUGCCCGGCGGUCUGCGGGCCCUCGUCCAGACCGGCCACCGGAGCUUGACCUCCUGCAUCGACCCUUCCGUGGGACUUAAUGAAGAGCAGAAAGAAUUUCAGAAAGUGGCCUUUGACUUUGCUGCCCGAGAGAUGGCUCCAAAUAUGGCAGAAUGGGACCAGAAGGAGCUGUUCCCAGUGGAUGUGAUGCGGAAGGCAGCCCAGCUAGGCUUCGGAGGGGUCUACGUACAAACAGAUGUGGGUGGGUCUGGGCUGUCACGUCUUGAUACCUCUGUCAUUUUUGAAGCCUUGGCUACAGGCUGCACCAGCACCACAGCCUAUAUAAGCAUCCACAACAUGUGUGCCUGGAUGAUUGAUAGCUUUGGAAAUGAGGAACAGAGGCACAAAUUUUGCCCACCGCUCUGUACCAUGGAGAAGUUUGCUUCCUAUUGCCUCACUGAACCAGGAAGUGGGAGUGAUGCUGCCUCUCUUCUGACCUCUGCUAAGAAACAGGGAGAUCAUUACAUCCUCAAUGGCUCCAAGGCCUUCAUCAGUGGUGCUGGUGAGUCAGACAUCUAUGUGGUCAUGUGCCGAACAGGAGGACCAGGCCCCAAGGGCAUCUCAUGCAUAGUUGUUGAGAAGGGGACCCCUGGCCUCAGCUUUGGCAAGAAGGAGAAAAAGGUGGGGUGGAACUCCCAGCCAACACGAGCUGUGAUCUUCGAAGACUGUGCUGUCCCUGUGGCCAACAGAAUUGGGAGCGAGGGGCAGGGCUUCCUCAUUGCCGUGAAAGGACUGAACGGAGGGAGGAUCAAUAUUGCUUCCUGCUCCCUGGGGGCUGCCCACGCCUCUGUCGUCCUCACCCGAGACCACCUCAAUGUCCGGAAGCAGUUUGGAGAGCCUCUGGCCAGUAACCAGUACUUGCAAUUCAAACUGGCUGAUAUGGCAACAAGGCUGGUGGCCGCGCGGCUGAUGAUCCGCAAUGCAGCAGUGGCUCUGCAGGAAGAGAGGAAAGAUGCAGUGGCCUUGUGCUCCAUGGCCAAGCUCUUUGCUACAGAUGAAUGCUUUGCUAUCUGCAACCAGGCCUUACAGAUGCACGGGGGCUAUGGCUACCUGAAGGAUUACGCUGUUCAGCAGUACGUGCGGGACUCCAGGGUCCACCAGAUUCUAGAAGGGCUGUUCUGGCAGAGGCUUGGUGCAUAAAAACAGCUCCAGCCUGGAGUCCAGAGCCUCAGCUUCGUCAGUAUGGGUGGGCAUCAGAUCGCUCUGCUACUGCCCUUUUCCUCUGUAGAUUGGCGAGAAGGGUGAACUGAGAUAAUGGAUGCGAAAGCAUGUUGAAAACUACAGCCGGGGCUUUUCUCUAAGGUUAUAGAGUACGUGGUUCUCAGGGAUCCAAGAACAGUGAUGUACAAGGCAAAUGUGAGCCAGGAUGGUCAUCAGUAGCUCUAUAUUGAUUAUCAGCCAGAUGGCCUAAAAGAUACCUGUCUCAAUAUUACUAGUGUGUUUUUCAAUAAAAUAAACCAUCAGUAUGUGGGUAUCUUCUUGGUAGUCACAGACAUUCUGUCUAGGAAACAUGUAAGCCGUUGGGGUCAGGCUCGGAGCCUGGCUCUCUCCACUCUCUACAGCUAGUGCAGAAGUCUUGAAAUGACACAACUCUUGGAAAAGCAGGAGGGGCAGAGGCUUCUUUGAGCGACUUCAGUGAAGCAACGUGAGGCUGCCUUGCUGGAAACAUUAUAUAAUGGGGCUUCCCUGCCCCUUUCACAGCAUGCUUCUCAAACCUCAACCUGUGCUGGAAUCGCCUGGAGGGCAUGGGAGCACAGACUCAACCUCAGAGCUUCUGCUCCAGAGGGUCUAGUGUGGGCCUGGGAAUUUGUAUCUGCAACAAGUCUUCAAGUGAGGCUGCCACAGCUUGUCUGAGAACCACACUUUGAGACCUACCACUCUGGUGUUAAUGUCAGAGUCACAGGCUACCACAGGUUAGACUGCUGCUUUCUUCUGCAAACCUCAUUCCAGAAGGAUGUUUAUGGGCUCAGUCGCCAGUGUUCAAACUGAAUUCCCCAGACUCUUUUUCCUUCCAUUACUCUUGGAAUUGCUUUCUCACUGAGCUUUAUGGGCGUAGGAAACUUCACCUUCAUUCUAACUCUCAACCCUGCAGUAAUAAGCAGGAAAACAUUUAUUUUAGGCCACACCAUCACCCACUUACAGAAGAAUUGGGGCACUCACCACUGUAUCACUUUGUUUCAUCGUGGACUUUACUUUGAAUAAAUCUACAAUUUAUGCUUUAUUUGAGACGAUGUGACUACUGAUUCCUCGAGGGGGUUUAUAUUUCUUUUUGCAUUAAAGGCCACUGCUAAAAAUGAA
This is a messenger RNA of Nomascus leucogenys (northern white-cheeked gibbon), 2482 nucleotides long. RefSeq names its product acyl-CoA dehydrogenase family member 8 (gene ACAD8). Lineage: Eukaryota; Metazoa; Chordata; Mammalia; Primates; Hylobatidae. The record is from RefSeq and is a predicted model, not a curated record. Gene Ontology annotation, biological process: lipid metabolic process. Bases 101 to 1324 code for a protein of 407 amino acids. Gene Ontology annotation, molecular function: flavin adenine dinucleotide binding; acyl-CoA dehydrogenase activity. The transcript is spliced from 11 exons.